AUGGAUAAGGUCCCUACUCGAGUUGAUGGAAGGUUUAGGCUGGGAGACAUGUUGGGGUCUGGCUCGUACGCUGUUGUGUAUCGUGCACGGAAUAUCAUCAAGGAUAACGCAGUCGCCAUCAAGCUUGAACCUAUCAACCACUCAUCUUCUGUGCAGCGUGAAUACCGCAUUUUGAAAAACCUUGAAGGUGGUAUUGGGAUUCCCCGUGCCCUGUGGUUUGGAGACCAGCUGCUUUCACAUCUUGAAUACAUUCAUUCGCAUAAUUACAUCCACGGUGAUAUCAAACCACAGAAUGUUGUGGUGGGCCUUGGCGAUUUGAAGCACACCGCCUUUCUCAUUGAUUUCAGCACCGCAAAGGAAUUCUGGAACACAUCGACCAGAGUCCAUAUACCAUUUCGCCAAGGUCAACGUCUUACCAGCACUCCUGCAUUCACGUCAAUCAACAAUCAUUUGGGACUUGAACUGGGUCGUCGUGAUGACCUUGAGUCACUCACAUACAUGUUAAUAUACUGUUUGCAGGGCUCUCUUCCAUGGUUGACCAGUGACCAAGAGAAGCUUUCCAGCUCUUCCAUACUCGAGCGCAAAGUCAACACUACCAUUGAAGUUUUGUGUCAAGGAAUUCCUGUCCAAUUCGCAACGAUUCUCAUUUACACGCGUGCUCUCACAUUCUCAGAGGACCCUGACUACAACCACAUUCGUUCCUUACUUCGUGUACUUCAUUCUACAUCACCUGCUCCAGCAAGCACACAGCUGGAUUUUGGCAAGCCUGAUGUGCCUACCGCACAUCCCCUUCCAUGCUAUGAUGAACCCUGGGCAAUCAAGGCAGUGCCUUCAAGUCCAUGCCUGCCGCUUCAUAGAUCGUCUUGUGUUUUAUGCCCACAUAAUCACCCCUCCCCAUUGCAUGCAACUGCCUCAACUCCACGCCGGAAAAAGGCCUAG
Molecule: messenger RNA, 939 nt
Organism: Suillus discolor
Lineage: Eukaryota; Fungi; Basidiomycota; Agaricomycetes; Boletales; Suillaceae
Product: CK1/CK1/CK1-D protein kinase
Exons: 5
Coding region: 1-939 (312 amino acids)
Biological process (GO): peptidyl-serine phosphorylation; endocytosis; signal transduction
Cellular component (GO): cytoplasm; nucleus
Molecular function (GO): protein serine/threonine kinase activity; ATP binding
Source: RefSeq, a predicted model, not a curated record